AUGACGGCUCCGUCAUCCUCUUCCACAAUUCUUGUGGAGCGCGCUCCGGACCCGGUGGACACUUUUGAAAUUGUCGAAACCUUGGUAAGAAAUAAAGCACUCAUAGAAUUUUUCGUAUUUUACCUUUCAUAGUGCAUAAAUUUUAAAAAAAAUAUUUUUUUCCAGGACGCCCUGAAGCUUAGUCCAGAGAAAAAAUUCAUGGCCAAAGCAGCGAGUUAUGACACAAACUUUGAAAAGUUUAGAAAGUACAAGAAAAGCUAUGAUGAGCAUACCAAAGAGGUCAAGGAGAGGUUCAGAGAGUACUAUCAGGUGGGUAUUUAAAAAAAAAGUUAUGUGAGAGUAAAAAAAAACAACAAAAAUUGAUGUUUUUUGUUAUCUGCCUCCUGGAUUUUUUGCUAAUUGUAAGCAAACUUUUAAAAAUUUUCUUUUGGCAAUUUCAACUCAUUCACAAGCCGAUUUUUAAGGCUACCCUAGUAAACGAAUAUUGCAAAGAGAAAGUUUUGGCAUAUUUUUGUUCAAAGCAAGCAAACAGACCAUCGUAUUUUACAAAAAAAGUGACAAAAAACAGUUUUUUUUGGGGUAGUACCCAACCUCCGAGGUACCCCAAGUGCAACGAUCAAAUUUUCUUUAAACUUUGCAAGUUUUUUGGACAUGGCACGUCAAACUGAGAUAAGCUAAAACAGUCCAGUCCGGUGAAUGGAUUGGCAACUUGCCAAAAAAAGACGCGAAGAAACUUUUUGUCGGGGAAGAAAUGGGGAAUUUUUGGGGCGAGAGAGUUUUUUGCGCGUCUUUUCUCUGUCUUGUCUGCGAAAUCAAGACGAAGUUUUAAAAACCGAUAGCGAAGUCUCUAUUCCGGUCGCCGGACUCCUCAGUUUGACGUGCAUGGGUCAGAUAUCAAUCCUAAAAAUUUUAGCUCACGUUUUAUAAGGACAGCCGAGAUAGUGAACGAUUUUUUCGGCCGAGAGAGUACGUAAAAUUCGGAGAGCAGUCAGAGAGAAAAACAUCUUUUGGCCAUAUUUUUGCCAGUUUUGUGCGGAAAAGAAAUAAUUUUUUGCGGAAAUGUUACCGUAGACUGUAGAAAUAAGCAUGAAACUUUAAAUGCCCAAUUUUGCAAAAAAGUGUCAAAUUUUUGCCGAAUUUCGAUUUAAAAGUCCUUUUUAUUUCUGCAAAACAAGAGCUAGGGGUCUUGCAAACUUCUGUAAAAAAAUGCUCUAAAUUUUGCCAAGUUUCAUCAAAAUCUGAGCGUCGCACUUGGAGUACUUCUCCUGUUAGUUCAGACAUUUUUUUUUGGGUUUUCAACAAUUACCUUUGACAAUCCCACAUGAGAAUUAUACGUAUUUUACAACUUAGCGUCAUUUUCCCAAAAUUUUUUUAAUUAUUUCUCGAAAAACGUUAAAAAUCCUUAUGCAAAAAAUGAUGAUUUUAACCCUAUUAAUUAACCAAGUAUCUUCUUUCUAAAGCUUCAUUUUCAAUGAAAAAGAAAAUUUCAAAAUUUCCAGAACCUCCGUCUCUUCGCCAAGGAGCUCGGCUGGCGCACCGAAAACGACUGGUUGAUUGAGCCGGAAUACAGCGAAUACAUUGAGCCCGAAUUCUAUCGCCACUACAAAAUCCUGACCAAUAUUUAUGAGCCGUUAAUUGAGCUGGAUCUCGAUGGUUGGGUGCUGGAAGUUCGGGAUCUUCUCCAUCACAGAGCCGUUGCUCAGAAUAUGGAUCUCAAGAAGAUGACCAUGGAUGGGAAAUUGGUGUUGAAGAAAGUGAAUAGUAAAAAGAUAGAGGACAGUGAAAGUGAGGAUGAUGCGGCUUGCAGUGAGGAAGAGGAGGCCAAGAGGGAACGGGACAAACAAGUCAUCAAUACUGUAAGGUUUUGGAGUUUUUAGGGGUGUUUAUUGGUAUCGGGUAGUAUUUAUUUUCAUAAAGUAUGCAGACUUUUUCUCGCAAGUUAAAAAGCCCCAGUUUGCACUGUGUAUUAGGACUUUUGCUCUGUGCAAUAGAUUAGGUUUAGAAGUAUGACUCCACCGUUUUUUUUGCUCAUUGUUUUGAUCAAAAAAUGAAAAAUUUUUACACUAAACCUUAUUGCAUUUUUUCGAUGCGUUAGAUGCUCUUUUCCUCGCAUUUACACCUACAGAAUAUUAUAAAAUUUCCCGAUUUUCCUAGGAGAAAGUUGGUCAUGUUUGAAGCUUUAUAAAAACAGCUGUGUCAAGUCUUUCUCUACGAAGCGGGUAUCAAUAGAUAGAGUUUUCAGCGUUCUUUCAAAUGAUCUGAACAGAAAUUGCAGGCUCUUACGAUAACCUGUAAAAAAAUGGAAAACAAGAAAACGGCCGGGUCAUACUUCUUGACCCAACGAACAAUUUUUUAAAGACCUUUGCAAGUCUCCUCGAGCAUUGCAGAAACGGCUGAUGUCUUUUAUUCGGAAGUUGGUAUGCAUGUUAAUACUUUUUGGCGAAUAUAAAGUGUUUUCCAAACGGGUAAGGAUAUGGCCAGAAGUUUUUUCUCUGACCGCUCUCCGCAUUUCGCGUACUUUCUUGGCCGCAAAGAUCGUUCAAUAUCUCGGCUGCUCCUGCACAGCACGUGCUAAAACCUUCAUUAAUAUGGCCUAUUCCAUGUGUGGCUUUCGUUUUAUAAGCCUUAGAACUAAAUUUUUCAGGGUCUCGACAUUAUUAGAAAUCUCUUUUCCACGACAACUGAACGACUUUUCAACGAGUUGGAGAGCAUUCCAUUCUUCGACGGUUCGGAUCUCUGUUACCGGGAAUACACUCGGACUUUUGUCGCUUUCUUUGACCACAUCAAACGAUGGGAGAGGUUCUUGAGAGUCCGCUACAACUGGUGGCUCUCCAUGUCCAGGAUUAUGAGGUAUAUAAUUCAUUUUUUGGAAUUAAAUUUUUCACCCAAUUUUGCAGCGACGCCCAAAUCAACGGCCGUUUCGACGAGUAUUUCUCCAAAUUCCGCCGCUACAACCGCGAGGCCUCAGAGUUUUGUCUGGCCAAGGGCUACGUGCAGACCCUUUGUGCGCACCUCGACGAAUGCUCGGUCGAUAAUUUGAAGUCGACCAUUUUCGAGGAGCUCCCAAAACAUGAUCCAGUUCAUAUUCAAAGCGAAAAUUUGAGGAUUGUGGAGGAAAGUGUGGACGAAUUGGAGAAAAUCUUCGAAAAGCUGAGGGUUUUGGCGGAUGUGGACGAAGUUGCGGACGAAAACUUGAAAGUCGACAUAAAUGAGGGCCUUAAAAUCGCGAUCAAAGAGGUCUACAUGAGGUUCUUGAAGGUGAGUGGGGAUUUUUUGGGGAAAAAUGAAAAAAAUUUUUUUAAAUUUGGCAUUUUUACAAAAAAAAAUGCAUUUUUUUUUGGUAAGGAUUCCUAGUGCGGCGCUCAGAUUUUUUUUUGAAAUUUUGCAAACAUGUCAGGUAUAUCCCACAUAUCAAUUCCUGAAAUUUUCAGCUCGCGCUUCGCAGGGGCAGCCGAGAUAUUCGACCGAGAUUUUUAAAUCAAAAGUAUUAAAAAAAGCAACACUUUUUGCUGAAUGUUGGCACCAAAAGUUUCAUACGGACUUCUAUCGUAUUGGGAAAUAUUUCCACAAAAAAACAAUUUUUUUCCAUGCGAAACUGGCAAAGAUACGGCCAAAAAGGUUUUUUUUCUCUGACCGCACUCCGCGUUUCCCGUAUUCUCUCGGCCGCAAAGGAUUGUUCAAUAUCUCGGCUGCGCCUGCAAAGCGCGGGCUAAAACUUUCAGGAAUUGAUAUUUAGCCUGAAAUGUGUGCAAAAUUUAUAAAGAAAAUCUGAGCGUUGCACUUGUUGCACUUGGGCACGGCAAACCAAAAUAGAACAAAAAUGUCUCCCGCCCACUUUUGAGUUUCGUCCAAACGAAGUGUCACAACUGACAAAAGCGAUAAAAUAAUUUCGAGAAAAAUAUUUUUCCAUCGAAAAACCACACGAAAAAUUCUGUUGUGACAUUUCGUGUGAAUUUGACCGAUACUGGGUGUGCGAAGUGCAAAAACCAGGAGGUAGACUCCCCGGGUUGCCGUGUUGGGUCACUUUCCUUGUUAUUUUUCCAACUUUUUUCAUUUUUUCAGCUAAAACUCCUGACCCGUCGCUCCCGCAUCAUAAUCGACGCUCGUUCCUGGGGCAAAUCGGAGCGUCCCGAGCUCUACGAUCGUUGGUAUAAAUGGGCAUUGUCCGAUGACUUGGACCUGGAGAAAAUGCCUCCAAUUGAGACGUUGGAGACCGAGAAAUACCUCCUUCUCAAGGCCCAAAAUGGCACAUUUGUCUACAAGAAGCUGGCUGCGAAAGUCGCGCAAUACAGUCAAGACGCGUUCAAGUGUUAUGACAUGCUGAAAAGUCCGGAGAAAUACCAGCCUUGGACGGAGAGCGCGAUGGAGUGA
This is a messenger RNA of Bursaphelenchus xylophilus (pine wood nematode), 4371 nucleotides long. The record is from the annotation of a GenBank genome assembly. Lineage: Eukaryota; Metazoa; Nematoda; Chromadorea; Rhabditida; Aphelenchoididae.